Acanthosepion pharaonis is the source of this 696-nucleotide messenger RNA. NCBI's taxonomy places the organism in Eukaryota, Metazoa, Mollusca, Cephalopoda, Sepiida, Sepiidae. The record is from the annotation of a GenBank genome assembly.
AUGGUCUUAAAUGGUAUAUCUGUGACUGUAUACGUAGACAGACUGUGUAUACAUUAUUUUUCAUUCGUUUUUCUUCUUCAUUUGUUUCGUUUCUUUAUUGGGCAUCUUUUCGCUUAUCUUUCAUUUAUAUUCAUUCCUCUAUUUUUUUUAUUUUUUAUUUUUUUUUGCUGUUUCUUUUCAUUUAGUCCACUUUCAAUUUUCUUCUCUUUUUCCUUUCUUCCUUUCAAACUUUUCUCCUUUUCGAUUUUUAUUCAUUCUUUUUUCUAUUCAUUUUUUGUCUUGCCUUUUAAUUGCUUCAUUCUUCAUUUGAUUCCUUUUAAUACUUUUCGUUUUUCAUUCUUUAUUUUUAAUACUCGUUUUCUUUUAUUCUUUUAUUCUCAUUAUUUUAAUGACCUUUUCCUUUCUUUCUUUCCAUUCAAUCUUUUUUCUUUCUUUCUUUCUUUCUUUCUAAUAUAUUUUUCUUUCUUCCCUUUCUAUCUCUUUCUCUUAUUCAUUUAUUCUAAUAUCUUUUUUCCUCUCUUACCUUUCUCAUUCAUUCUUUCUAAUGUUCCAAUAAUAUUUUUCUUUCUUUCUUUUUUCAUUCAUUCUAAUAUCUUUUAUUCUUUCUUUCUUUUUUCAUUCCUGCUUUCUAAUGUUCGUUUUCUUUCAAUCCUGCUUCUAUUCACUAUUUCUCUUUUUUUAUUUAUUCUUUUCUAA